AUGCUAUCCUUUAUUAAUCAACCCUUUGAAAGGUUUGCUAGCGUUGCAGCCACACUACGAUCAUAUCGCCGACAGCCUCAAGACUUCUCCUUGAUUGCCUCACUCGGUCACGGGGCGUUUGGUCGUGUCCAACUGGUUCGCGAGAUUACCACCGGACGAGUAUGUGCGAUGAAAGUGCUCAAAAAAUCUCGCAUGCUCACACAACACACAGAUUAUUGGGCCGAACGUGAGAUCAUGGCUCGCGGAGAGAGUCCGUGGAUUGUCCAGCUGUAUUAUGCAUUCCAGGAUGUCACCUCGUUGUAUAUGGUCAUGGAAUAUGUACCCGGAGGAACUCUAGUCGGUUGGAUGGAAGAUGUGGAAGUGAUCUCAGAAGCCGCGUGUCGAUUCUACGCGGCGGAAACCGUUCUGGCUUUGACCGAUCUGCAUGCG
Echinostoma caproni is the source of this 429-nucleotide messenger RNA. The record is from the annotation of a GenBank genome assembly. Lineage: Eukaryota; Metazoa; Platyhelminthes; Trematoda; Plagiorchiida; Echinostomatidae.